Cynoglossus semilaevis (tongue sole) is the source of this 1168-nucleotide messenger RNA. RefSeq names its product protachykinin. The coding region runs from base 140 to 451 and encodes 103 amino acids. The record is from RefSeq and is a predicted model, not a curated record. The transcript is spliced from 6 exons. NCBI's taxonomy places the organism in Eukaryota, Metazoa, Chordata, Actinopteri, Pleuronectiformes, Cynoglossidae.
UUUAAACACGCCGAGCUAGUUCCCGCCACUAAAUUUUAAAUAACUUUUUAAAUUAUUAGUUGGAUGUUCUGGAAAAUCUUGUUGAUGCAGCUUGUCGACUGACUACGGCGUCCGCAGAGGGGCAUAAACGGCUCAGACGAUGGAGAGAGUAAAGGCUGUUGUUCUGCUGCUGCUGCUCUUCACUCAUGUUUUCUGUCAGACUGCUGAGAUUGAGAGCUGGAGAGAAAACAGACGGGAGAAUUUAAACGAAUGGCCAAACUCUGAAAUAAUCAAGAAUAUUCUGGUUAAAAUGACAAGAAAACCAGCACCUCAUCACUAUCUGCGGCGCAUUGGGAAGAAAGACUUUGCAAAACUACAGUCACAACAUAAAAGACGUAAGUUUCAAACAUUUGUGGCCCUGAUGGGGAAAAGGAGCAUGAAGGAUCCCGGUGCCAUGAGUGAGGAAAACUAACGGGGAGGAAAAAACAGACUGCAGCUACUGUCCUUCUGCAUCGGUCCAACAGACUGACUGAAGUUAGUUUGUCUCGUUUUCAUCUGCAAGAUGUCAGUUCUAAUUAAUGGAGUUGCUGAAAAACAGAGACAUCUAGUGGUCAAAAAGUGAAUAGCGGAAAAAAUAAAACCUAAAGUACCAAAUGUUCAACAUUAUCGACUUACUAAUACAUAUGUAGCUCAUCAUUAAAGAAAAUUGACAACGUGAAAAGAGUUUGGACAAAACUGACUGAAGGUGAAAGACAUGGCUAUUUGUGUAAAUAAAACCAGCCUGCUGUUCUGUUUUAUCACAGGUUUAUUAAGUGACUUUGUACAAUACGAAUGAAAAAUAAAAUUAAAAAUACAGAGAUGGGAGUUAUACAGCCAAAAGCAAACUGAGGUGUCAGCUCUUCAUUGUGAAAAUCAAACACGUCACUGUUUUUUUUAAAAGUCAAAAUGUUUUUAUUUUGAAUUUCUUCCUAAACAGUGGACGCUGCCAUCGAGUUUCUGAGAAUUUUCUAAAACGUACAUAAAAAACAUGUGAUUACUUCAGCUGGCUUGGUACAUACAUAUAUAUAUGUACAUUAUACAUAUGUAAUUAUAUAUAUAAAAAUAAACUAAGGUGAAACAAUGUGUAACACUUGAUGUUAUAAAUGGUCCGAGGCUAGUGGAGAUAUUGUAAGGAUUGAUAAGGACAGGA